Betta splendens (Siamese fighting fish) is the source of this 3659-nucleotide messenger RNA. RefSeq names its product stanniocalcin 2a (gene stc2a). NCBI's taxonomy places the organism in Eukaryota, Metazoa, Chordata, Actinopteri, Anabantiformes, Osphronemidae. Gene Ontology annotation, biological process: intracellular calcium ion homeostasis. Gene Ontology annotation, molecular function: hormone activity. The transcript is spliced from 4 exons. Gene Ontology annotation, cellular component: extracellular region. Bases 377 to 1237 code for a protein of 286 amino acids. The record is from RefSeq and is a predicted model, not a curated record.
AUGUGAUUUGUGAAGGCUGCCUGGUCAUCCCACAGCUAUCACACAAGAACUCACUCUAAUAUUACUUUACAGCACCACUUUUAUGGCAAAAAGGGGACUUUCACUGGACACUCCCCUAAAACCUUGGACGUGAAUGUCUGCGUCUCUGAUUGGUUGUGAAGCUCUGACCGACAACACCUGCUUAACUCCUUCAUCCAAAUUGACACCCGGGGCUCCGAGGAAUAUAGGCAGCAUCUCUUCCAGCUCAUGCGUUCAGUCCUACAGCUGCCCCCCCUAAGACACCGAGCCGCAGCUGCGCUGAUCACUGGUCCAAGGUGAACCCCCUCACGCGCUGCUGGAUCUUUACUGGGAAUCGAGGCGCCCCGUCGGAGACGCAAUGCUGGUCAAACUGGCCGUGGCGCUGCUCGUUUUGUCAGUGCUGGAGCAAGCGGUGCGAUCGGAUAAUCUCGACAUUCACGACAGCCCACCGGAGAAGCCUGCGAGCCAGAAAGGGCGCCUCUCCCUGCAGAACACAGCUGAGAUUCAGCACUGCCUGGUGAGUGCAGGCGAUGUCGGCUGUGGUGUGUUUGAGUGCUUUGAGAAUAACUCCUGCGAGAUUCGAGGGCUACAGGAAAUCUGCAUGACGUUCCUGCACAACGCUGGCAAAUUUGACUCUCAGGGGAAGUCGUUCAUCAAGGAUGCCCUGAAGUGCAUGGCUCAUGGGCUGCGGCACAAGUUCAGCUGCAUCAGCAGGAAGUGCGUGUCCAUCAAAGAGAUGGUGUUCCAGCUCCAGAGGGAGUGCUAUCUCAAGCACAACUUGUGCUCCGCUGCAAAGGAUAACGUGGCCGUCAUGGUGGAGAUGAUCCACUUCCAGGACCUCUUCCCUAAAGGUCCAUAUGUGGAGUUGGUGAACAUCCUCCUGAGCUGUGGAGAGGAGGUGAAGGAGGCGCUGACGCGCAGCGUGCGCCUCCAGUGCGAGCAGAACUGGGGGGCUCUGUGCGACAGCCUGAGCCUCUGCUCCUCCCUCGCGCCGUCCUCCGCCGGCUCUGCGGCCGAGCACCACCGCCGCCCGCCGCCCGCCCACCCCGAGCCGGAGCAGCCGCGCUCCACGCGGCAAGGAGACAGGGACAGAGCCGGCAAAGUGGCGGGCUUCGGGGGUCACCCACGCAACCGCGGCCAGGCGGCGCGGCGCCAGGGCCCGGAGGCCCGGCAGGCCGCCGAGCAGGAGGACCCCCAGGCCGCCGACAUCCGAAGGUGAAAGCGCAGGAGACUGUCCAGCUUUUAACCCCUUACACCUUUUUAAAAACCACACUUGCAGACUUAUGCAUACUUUUAUACAAUCACACACACACACACACACACACACACACACACACACACACACACACACACACACACACACACACACACACACACAAAUUCCCAGACAGUCUAAGCAGAAGGAAACAAGCCCCAACCUUUCCUGUCCUUAUUCCACCCUCUCCAGUCAUUCCAGCAGUUGGUAAACCUGCAGGGUUAUUGUGGUGUAGCAUUUACUGUUAUACCAGACAGUAGGCCAUGUUUUUUUUUUUUUGUUUUGUUUUAAAUUAAUAACUAUCAUCAUUAUUUUAACUGUUAGGACUAUUUUGGCUCUAAUAUAGCAUUUGUCAAGUCAUACGUACCGUAUGAUUUGAUUAUAUUUGUAUUAUUUAUUUUAUUCUUUAUGCAAUGUUGAAAUAUCAAAAUGUACAUAGAAAUAUACUUAUCUAUAUUUAUAUAAACAUGUAUAAAUAUAGUUACAAUAUGCAAUACUGACAUACAACAUGGUGUGUUUUCCGUUGUGCUCUUGACAGUAUUGCACCCAUCACACAUCGGUCUGUAGAUAUGUAACAUACACUACUUGUUGAUUCAAAGUGGGAAUGUGUAUUAUAAUUAUAGAUACUUGAUGAUUAAAUACAAAUUGUACAGGUUUCAAGUCCAGCUCUGGCACAUAUGAAUUGUAGUGCAUGAUGGCCAAGAAGCCAACAAACUAGCGCAUUCUGACGGUGAAGAUCUAGGGGAUGCAAAUGUAAUACUAUGAACAUGGACAUUUUAUUUCUAACAUGUAUGUAUUGAUAAGUCUCGAUAAAGCUAGAAACUAAGACGGCGAAGAGCGGCCUGUGUCGUGGAGCUUUGCCGUCCAGGAAGCUCUAAAAUAGCGGACUCGUUUUAUGGACUCUUUGUUUCAUAAGUGUUAGCGUCACGUUGUUCAAUACGGCGUCGGCAACGUUACGGAUGAAUAUGUACGGUUUCAGGAGACAUCAGUGUUCUUGUUUCGCUGUCCUGUUCUACUGAGUGGACUUUUCCAUCUGUCACCUGUCGGUAAGCUGCGGUAACAAGAGUGAUUAAUCAGGUUUUGAUGUUGGGUCCUUUUCAAAUGUACAAAUCACACAUCAAGGUGCCUAAACAUGUUGUUGUCCACACUGACCGCUUAUCUGUGAAUGGCUGACACUUCGUCAUGGGUAGAUUAAACCUCAAGCUAUUUUACAGUGAUUUUGAGCCACAAAAGUCUUAGAUUUUGCACUUUGGAUGAUUGUCAGUUUGUGUUGGACUGCUGCAGGUUGACAAUAAGUCAAAGUUAUAUUAGUCAGACCUUACUGCAACACAGCGAGGCAGAGCUGGGUAUUGGAUUCUGAGCGAGCCUGGCUUUGUGACCCUUUCACAAUGAAAGCACCAUGAUUAAGUCUCUUCUUGAGAAGAGCUGUUAUAAUCUUGUCUGGUGUCCCAUUGGGCAGGAAAGAGACACGGCAAAACCCCAUCCACAUCUCUAGUUCCUCUAAAUUAUUCCCCUUUACUCCCUUACCUAGGUCAGGAGAGACACGAUGGCCUUUUUAUUCUACCUUUUAGCGCUGCGGGCGAUACAGCGAGGACCCAGGAACUGGGUUAAGUCCACACACAGGGGCUCUGGCACUGUUAUUCCAAAUGUUAUAUUUACCGAGGCCACCAGAGAAUUCCUCUGGGCCACAGCCAAGAGCCAGCAAGGCAGAGAGCAGUGGAGCAAGGAGGAGACAAACAUACCCACCCAUUUUUUUAUUUUUUAAUAUGAUGAUUAACUCUGUCUCCUGAUACUCCUGUUUCCUCCUGCUUUAAGGUCACGGACACAGGCUUUGACCAUUUCAGGCACACACAUCGUACACCACAUGCUGGGCAGCACCUGGUGCCAACCGGAGCGUGCUCAGAUUUUGUGGCUCAGCUUAAGAGAUUUGUUUCCUGAUGUUUUCACAGUGAGGCAGUGUUUGUCCUCGGUUUUAAGCUCCGUGGGUUGGAAGCAUCUUUGAGGCUUUUAUUUUUAUUUUUUUAUUCUGUUGGGAUUCUUGUGACGUCCCAGCCCGAGACAUAAGCUAACCCUAUUGAGAAUGUACUGUACGUGUGUAAAUCUGUUCUGCUCUGUCAUUACGUUUGAUAUGGCUUUUUUGUAAUAAUGUGUUUUGAAUGGGCUUUCCAUAUGUACUCAGAUUAAAAUGCAACUAACCAUGUUUCCUGUAUUGUUAGUGCUUUGUCACCACAUUCUGUGUCGGCAUGUGGAUUCUGCUUUAGCUGUUAAAUUUAGAAAACCUAGUCUAGAAGUUUGUAACUCACCUGUAAGCACAUGUUCUUAUAAAAUGCCUUCAGGCUCAUGAAGUCAGAUGUAUCCUGUCGUCAUUAAAGUUAUACUGUCAGUA